Molecule: messenger RNA, 714 nt
Organism: Ambispora leptoticha
Lineage: Eukaryota; Fungi; Glomeromycota; Glomeromycetes; Archaeosporales; Ambisporaceae
Source: the annotation of a GenBank genome assembly
AUGACCACGAGACAAAAUCUUGCCCGUUGUUAUGUGAGGGAGAGAAAGUUCAAAAAUAAUUCCCUGCUCUUGAUAAUAACGAUAAUAGUAUGCCUGUUAAGUUACAAGGCUCCGACAACUACUGCACUUUAUUUUUAUUUGGAGGGUACAGAACAAAAAUGUUUUAUUGAGGAACUACCAAAAGACACACUUGUAGUUGGUAACUAUAAAGCUGAACUGUGGUCCGAAGAUCAAAAAGGUUUUUACGAGAAUCCCGAUCUUGGAAUUCAAAUCACAGUCGAUGAAUUAUUAGCUCAAGGACAUACGGUAGUAAAUCAAAAAGGGCCAAGUCAUGGCAGGUUCACAUUUACAGCAGUUGAGGCGGGGGACCACGCAAUUUGUUUUGCUGCGAAUGCGAGUGCAUGGUUUAGUUCGAUUCAAACUAGGUUAACUUUGGAUAUGGCUAUCGGUGAAACAACUAACGAAGAAGAGAAUGAUAAGGAACACUUUAGCGAAUUAGCACAACGCGUGCGUGAUCUGAAUAAUCGAGUAGCCGACAUUAGACGCGAGCAAAGUUAUCAGCGAGAACGUGAGGCCGAAUUCCGUGAUCAAUCCGAACUGACCAAUUCGCGCGUAGUCUACUGGUCCUUCGUCCAAUUGUUGGUCCUGGGAAUAACUUGUCUAUUUCAGAUGCGCCAUUUGCGAAGCUUCUUUGAGGCAAAGAAACUUGUUUGA